AUGACCAUCUCUUCAUUUCCUAUUCAGAAACCCCCUUCCACGUGCUCCUUCCGUUUUGCCUACAUUCAGAACGCGUGGAUGAGGAGAGAGCAUCCCAGGACCCUUCCCUCCUACCAGCAAUUCAACGCCACGCCAGACCAAUGGGAGCGCGCCACGUGGCCUCUCACGCCAGGUGGCGCCAUGUCAGCUGAUGCGCUGGCGCUGAUAGCAGCGGUGGACGUGAUUGGCGAGAGGACGCACUGCCACGUGGACGGCAUGCUCAGGAACCGAGUGCAGGGGAUCCGUCUUUCCCCCGUGCCUCUCUAUACCCUCCGCCUCUCUUCACUGCACUCCCCUUUCUCCCCUGACCUCACCCCUGCCCCCACUGCCAUCACGCUUCUUCCCGCCCCAAUUCGCUUCGCCGCACUCCCCCGCCGCUCUCAGCUGCGCAUGGCGGGGCUGGCAGCCCUGGACGUGAUGCAGCGCGUGCGGCGCUCAUGGGAGGCCAUGGCCAUGGCACGGGCACAACGGAAGCCGCAGGGACCGCGGCUGCAGUCGCUGGUGAGGGAGGAGGGAGGCGAGGGGAGGGAGGGCGCGGUGGAGGGAUGGAGGGAUGUGUUUGAGGUGGUGGCUCAGUGGCGGCAGAUCGCCAACCCCACCGACGCCACCUUCUGGAAGCACUCCCUGCUGUCCCCGCAGCGGGUGGCAGUGCGGUCCACCAUGCCCAUCCACGUGUACAAUUUCGAGACUGUCAAGUACUACCCCGUGCACCCCAGGGCAGUGGCCCUCACCAGAGCUACUCUCUUGGAGAACGAGGAGGCAUUUGAUGCCAAUUAUACUCGUUUUAACUUCCCCUGCCUGCUACAGCUGCACGUUCCUGCUGCACCAUGCUUCCUGCCAUCUGCCGUCCCCUCCCUAUCAGCUCUCUCCAUAGAGGCGGCAAGCGACCUGGCAGAGCUGCAUGCAGCAGUGGGGCAGGACUUCACUGCGCUCACACUCAUCCACAGCGCUCUGCACCCGCGGCAGCGCAUUCCAGCAACAGAAUUCCAAGUCAAGAGGACCAACCACUCCUAUGACUUCUACACUGAGACUGCGAUGGAUGCAGACAGGUGGAGCAAGUGCGAUGCUGAGAUGACUGCAGCUUGGGAGUCACUGUGCACGGCAGUGUUGGAUGCACGCACACAAGCCGAGGACCCACAGCUCUACCGCCACCGCAUUCAGCACGCCAUUCUCCGCCUCGCCUUCUUCUGGUUCCAGGUGAUGCCGCUGACUCGUGGAUCGGCCAUGGGAGGGAUGGUGGCGAUCCUGGGCCUUAGCAUGGCCGCUGACAUGCAGACCACCGCUCUCAUUCCCCCCAACGUGCAUGUGGACUGGGAGGCGCUGCUGAGCACAAGGCACGAGGACUUUGCAGCCCAGGUGCACCCGUGGCUGUACGCUGCAGUGCAGGCAUCACCGUGGCACCUCCCCCUCGUGCACCAAGUGCUCUCCACACCACGCCUCGUGCUCGCUGCUCUCACUCACGGCUUCACUGCAGAGUGA
Messenger RNA from Closterium sp. Naga37s-1, 1518 nucleotides. NCBI's taxonomy places the organism in Eukaryota, Viridiplantae, Streptophyta, Zygnematophyceae, Desmidiales, Closteriaceae. The record is from the annotation of a GenBank genome assembly.